This is a messenger RNA of Drosophila bipectinata, 2486 nucleotides long. It is a transcript of the gene Mad1, whose product is annotated as Mitotic arrest-deficient 1. The record is from RefSeq and is a predicted model, not a curated record. Gene Ontology annotation, biological process: attachment of mitotic spindle microtubules to kinetochore; mitotic spindle assembly checkpoint signaling. Lineage: Eukaryota; Metazoa; Arthropoda; Insecta; Diptera; Drosophilidae. Gene Ontology annotation, cellular component: kinetochore; nuclear envelope; mitotic spindle.
AGUGUCGGUUUCUGGCAAAUCUGGCCACACUGACGCUUACAAGAAAUCACCAAAAGCCGAAACCGAAAAAUUUUCAUAAACACAUAUUUUAGAACUAUUUCAACAAAACUUAAGCUAAGAUGGACGAAAUACGCAGCAGCAUGGACAACAUGAUGGCGCAGUUCAACGACAGCGUCACCCACUCAGCACCAAAGAAACUUCUCUUCAACCGGCUGUCUACAUCUUUCACCGAUGACUUUAUUGCUUCACCAAAGAAGCGACGCAUGGACACGUCCGACAACAAUCUGAACAGUACCGGGUCCUUAAAUAGCUCCUUGAACAGCUCCCUGGGUCCGUGGCAGAACAGCCAACUGCGCGCCGAUAUAAUCGAACUGAAGGCCAGGAACAGUAAGUUGCAGCGCGACUUGGAGCGCCAGUUGAAGGAACACUGCCGGGCCAUGGCGGUGGCCGAGAGCAAAAGCACCGCCUUGAAGCAGCAGUGCGACAUAACCAGCAAGAAUAUGCUGGAAAUGGAGAGGAAUUUAAUGAUAAUGCGAAAGCGAGAAGGGGCGCUAAAAGAAGAGGCCAGCAAUGCCAGAGCAGAGCUGGCGGAGCUAAAAAUGAAGUUUGAGAACUCGGUAGAUAUGCUACAAAAGGAAAAGUCACAGCAGGAGGAGGACGCCCGCGACGUUCAGAUGUGCAUCAAUAACGACCUGGCCGAGUAUCGUCGGAUGGCUCAUCGUGCGGAUCUCGAACUGCAGGCCACGCGCUCUGAACUGGAGCGGCUCCGUCGUCGACAUGACGAGUUCAAGGAACGGGUUGCCAGGCACGAAGAACUGCGUAGCGACUUUGAGAAGCAAACCCAACGCCUGAAUGAAGCCAACGAACGCAUCAAGGAGUUGGAGUUCGAAAUUCAGUCGUACAAUGACUGGAAGGAGGUCACUAAAGCAUCGCAGGAACGCUUGGCCAGUAUUCCCGAGUUGCAGGCAGAGGUGGAUCGACUGCGUCAACACAACAAGCACCUGAACACGCUCAUUGGAGACAAGUUGCUACUUGAGGAGCAGGUGCAUGACUACAAGACGCGAUUGGACAAAGAGGAGGGCGCUCGAGCGGAGGCGGUGUCCCUGCAGGUCAAGCUCUCGCAUGUCGAGCAAGAACUCAAGGAGUGGGUUAAGGUGGCCCAGGACCACUGCCUGGCGAAUACCUUGGUGAGUCCGUUGGCCCUACGGUCGCGCAUCGAGCAACUGUUGCAAGAGGACAUAGUGCACGUUGCUGAAAAGACAACCUCCGAAUCCGACACCAAGCACUUGCAGACCACAGUGCGUGAAAUGGAGCAAAAGUGUAGCGUCUACAUGAAGAACAUCGAAGAACUCAAUAUGGGCCUGAAACGCCACAAGAACUUCAAGGAGCGACUGCAGCGCAAGCUGAUUACUGUGUCCAAGGAGCGCGACUUUUACAAGCAGAUGGUGGAGAACUUUGACAAGGAUCUGACCAUGAGCAACACGAGCAUGGCGGACAUGACGCAGGACAUGCAGGUGCGCUACCGCAUGGAGGUCCUAGAACGCACCGUCACCGCCUACAAGGAUAUGUGUGCUACACUGGAACGUGAGAUUCAGGCCAUGCGCCAACAUGAGCAGCUGGCUGAACCGUCCAGCGAGGGCUACGACAGUGUCAAGAAGGAGUUGGACACACUGCGGCUGGAGAACGAUCGGCUCCGCAGGCGCAAGGAGGAAAUGGAGCUGGAGCUUAUGCACCGUUGUCUGCGCGGCGACUUUAACAUAAAGGACUACAAGGUGGUGCAUUUUACGGAGAAUCCGGCCGCCGAAGCUUACGAAUCCGCCAAGAAUAUAAUGGAAAAACUGCAGGCGGAGAUCGAGCGCUUGAAGCGGCGCAACAAGAAGCUGGAGGACGAUCAGGAUCAGCGACUGAACGAGACCACCAGCACUGGAGGCAUGACAAUGAACUUUAAAGAGUUCAAUCAGCUGCGGGCGGAGCUGGAGUCGGCGAACGGUAAGAUGCGCAAGAUGAAGGAGUGCUUCAAAGCGGCCACCACCGAGUUCCGCGAUGUAUGCUACAUGCUAUUGGGCUAUAGGAUCGACCGCAUCGGAGCUAAUAGCAAUUAUCGCCUUUCCAGUAUGUAUGCUGAAAGUCCGGAGGACUACCUGGACGUCACCCUCAACGAAUCGAACUGCUUGGCUCUGCUCGAGUCUCCGUAUUCCCGGACUCUGAGUCCAGCUAUUGACCAGCAGCUGGCCACCAAUAACUCAUUCCCUGCGUUCUUUUCCUCCCUCACUCUGGAGCUCUUCCAGCGCCAAACAGUAACCAUUACUUAGACCUCCUAGAUGAUAGUGAUUGCAUGAGGUUCGGCCACCUCACUGGCCAGUGGCCACCUCAUAGACUGUAUACGUGUGAAAGCAAAAACAUUAAUUUACUUUCCUGGCAAGGAUUAGUCCUUUUUUUUAAAACUAAGUGGAUGCUAAAAACUUUUAAUUGAAACAUCUCAGACA